AUGAAGCUCAUUAUUCCCACUGUUAUUAUUACCCUCCUCUCGACCCUGGGCUCGGCUUGCUCCAGCUACGAAUUCUGUCGCUGCCACAAUGCCGACACUAGCGUCAACAUACCCGCCACAGAAAAAUCUUGCAAAAACCUCGGGGGGAGCAUGGUCACCACCAAUUUUGGUAGAUACUGCUCUGGCUAUGUUGCAAAUGCCGGUAUUGGCGGGGUUCAACCUGUUUUCUUAAACAACUGCAGGUUUAGGGUGCAGUGCAACGCCAACGGAGCUCCCCUUGACUCGAACUGCUACGCAAAGGCAUAG
Messenger RNA from Colletotrichum destructivum, 306 nucleotides. RefSeq lists its product as uncharacterized. The transcript has 2 exons. NCBI's taxonomy places the organism in Eukaryota, Fungi, Ascomycota, Sordariomycetes, Glomerellales, Glomerellaceae. The record is from RefSeq and is a predicted model, not a curated record. The coding region runs from base 1 to 306 and encodes 101 amino acids.